AUGGCCAACCUGUCCCACAGUCAGAAGGGCCGCAAAAGGCCUUUAUCCUUGCAAGCUCUAAUGCCACAAGUACCCCGCGGCAACUAUUUGCACCUUCUGGAAGAGAAACAAAGACUACAGCUAAAGAAAUUCCUCCUUCAUAGGAUGUUUCUAGUGGCCAACACACAGGCAAACCUGGAGAAAAAAGAAAUUGCCGAAUACUAUGAACAAGUAUUUCAGUCGAUUUUGAAACAUCAUCCAGGAGAAGCAGUGACAGGAUUAUUGCUCAUAUACCCCACGUCCCUUCUGCAUAUCCUUGAGUCUUCCAGUGAUACCCUCUACCAAAUUCUUUUAGAUUAUCUAGACCAUGAAAGGAARGAAACAGACUAUUUCGUCCAAAAAAUGAAAAUUAUAGUCAUUUCUCAUAAUAUCCCAACGAGGUUCUUCAUGCAAUGGCACGUUUCAGUCAUCAAAGUGCCAGUUAUGUAUCUUGAUGAUGUGACACAGUCACAGUCCUUAAAUGAGGUCAUCACAGAUUUCCUCACCCAGACUCAUAAACUAGCACUUCACCUUUUUAAGGCUAUGAAAGCGGGUGCUAAGGGGCCAGGGGAUAAUUUGCACCAAGUUGCACCUGAGCUACUCCUUCCAGAACAAAUCAUAAAGUAUCUGUUGAAAUGUGAACAAUUCAUGGACCCACAAACAUUCAUGAACAUGUAUAAUAAACCUGUUCACGUUACCAUGGAUUCUGAGGUGGUCUGGCCUGCUCCUUCCCGUUUCUACAGCUGA
Molecule: messenger RNA, 765 nt
Organism: Urocitellus parryii (Arctic ground squirrel)
Lineage: Eukaryota; Metazoa; Chordata; Mammalia; Rodentia; Sciuridae
Gene: Tex47
Product: testis expressed 47
Source: RefSeq, a predicted model, not a curated record